Penicillium antarcticum is the source of this 831-nucleotide messenger RNA. Its product is annotated as J-type chaperone JAC1. Gene Ontology annotation, biological process: [2Fe-2S] cluster assembly; protein complex oligomerization. Gene Ontology annotation, molecular function: ATPase activator activity; protein-folding chaperone binding. Bases 1 to 831 code for a protein of 276 amino acids. Lineage: Eukaryota; Fungi; Ascomycota; Eurotiomycetes; Eurotiales; Aspergillaceae. The record is from RefSeq and is a predicted model, not a curated record. Gene Ontology annotation, cellular component: mitochondrion. The transcript has a single exon.
AUGGCAUUUCGUCCAAGAGUUGCCCAACUCUGUCGCUCAGGCGCGGCAGGACCUAGACCGAGGUCAACACGCUCUUUAACAAGCACUGCAUCCCAAGAUAUCAGCACGCGUUGCCGAUAUCGCAUCCAGUCAACAGCAGCCGGGUUAACAGCCCUUCCACAGCAAUCAGCCUGGAACACAUUUCCAACUCACCGUUAUGCAUCCACCAAGGCAUCGGCACCGGAAGGCCAAAGCGAACCAGUGCUAGCAGGCGCCCCGGACAUAACAAACUACUACACAAUCUUCGCAAAGACACUCCCCUCAGGCCCGCCACCAGCCUCCCCUUUCGAAAUCUCGACCAGCGACCUCCGUCGCGAAUUUCUCCAGCUCCAAGGCCUCAUCCACCCAGACAAAUACCCCAAUGGCAACGAGAAAGCACACGCAGAAGGCCUCUCAGCCCGCAUCAACGAAGCCUACCGCACGUUAAUCGACCCGCUCCAGCGAGCGCAGUACCUUCUCCGCGAAUUGCACGGUAUCGAUGUUACCGCCGAGGAUGCCGCUACGAAGCAUGCGCUAGACCCAGAGACAUUGAUGGAGGUUAUGGAAGUGCAAGAGACGAUUGAGGAAGUUGGAGCAUCGCCCGAAGGCGAGGCGCAGAUCAAUGCAUUGAAAAAGGAGAAUGACGGACGUGUUGUGGAGUGCGUGCAGGCUCUAGCGGGAUUCUUCGACACGGGAGAUCUCGAGGCUGCGCGGAAAGAGUGCAUUCGUUUGAGAUUUUGGUAUAGUGUUGGGGAAGGGUUGAGGGAGUGGGAGCCUGGCAAUACCGAGAUCCGCCUGAUGCAUACUAGUUGA